Recurvomyces mirabilis is the source of this 867-nucleotide messenger RNA. RefSeq names its product mRNA turnover and ribosome assembly protein (gene MRT4). Gene Ontology annotation, molecular function: RNA binding. The coding region runs from base 1 to 867 and encodes 288 amino acids. Gene Ontology annotation, cellular component: nucleolus; preribosome, large subunit precursor. Gene Ontology annotation, biological process: ribosomal large subunit biogenesis; rRNA processing; nuclear-transcribed mRNA catabolic process. The transcript is spliced from 2 exons. Lineage: Eukaryota; Fungi; Ascomycota; Dothideomycetes; Mycosphaerellales; Teratosphaeriaceae. The record is from RefSeq and is a predicted model, not a curated record.
AUGUCGGAUGUUCGCCACAUAAGACCUCAAUCUUCCGAAUCACACACGACAGUACGAACCACCACUCGAACAUUCCUCCCAACCAACCUCUCAUCACAACAACAACAACAACAACAACCACCACCACCGAAAAUGCCCAAAUCCAAACGCCAGCGAAUCGUCCACACCUCCGUCGUGCAAAAAAAGCCCUCGAAGGAAAAAUCCGCCUCCCUCUACGCCGCCGUCCAAGCCGCCGCCGACGCAUACCAACACAUCUUCGUCUUCUCCGUGGAAAACAUGCGCAAUACCUACCUCAAAGACGUGCGGCAACAAUUCGGCUCCGACGGCCGCCUGUUCUACGGGAAGACGAAAGUCAUGGCUAAGGCGCUGGGGAAAGGGAAGGAGGACGAGUAUAAGCCCGGUUUGAGCGGGUUGGGCAAGUUUUUGGAGGGGAAUGUUGGGUUACUACUCACGAAUCGUGGGGUGCAGGAGGUAUUGGAGUUUUUCGCCGAGUACAGGGAGCUGGAUUUUGCGCGGGCGGGGAGUAAAGCUACGAGGACGUUUACGGUUCCCGCUGGGGUGGUGUAUCAACGUGCCGGGGAACUGGCGGUGGAGGAUGAUUCGCCGUUGCCGCAUCCGAUGGAGGUGAUGGUGAGGAAGUGGGGGAUGCCUACGAGGUUGGAUAAGGGGAAGGUGGUGCUGGAUCAGGAGUUUACGGUUGUGGAGGAGGGGAGGGAGAUGAAUAGUAGUCAGACUUCUUUGCUGAAGGUGUUUGGGGUGGCGAUGGCGGAGUUUAGGGUGCAGAUUUUGGCGUAUUGGAGUGCGGGUAGUGAGGAGGUGACGGAGGUGGAGGCCGACGCUGGGGUAGAGGUGAUCCAGGAGGGUUGA